Molecule: messenger RNA, 1733 nt
Organism: Erigeron canadensis
Lineage: Eukaryota; Viridiplantae; Streptophyta; Magnoliopsida; Asterales; Asteraceae
Product: F-box protein At2g32560-like
Exons: 5
Coding region: 281-1495 (404 amino acids)
Molecular function (GO): protein binding
Source: RefSeq, a predicted model, not a curated record
GAUAUAUAGAUAUAUCUAUAUAUAUCACACUCACAAAGAUAAACCAACAAAAGUCUCUUCUGGUUACCGAAGAAGAUGAGGCCCACAGUAGCUUAUGGUGGGCUUCUUCUUUCUUUAAAAAAGUAACUGCAAGACUUUGAGAUUUUUGGUGAACAUAUAUAUACAUGUUAUUGCUUGUGGGUAAUCUUUAUAUCUUGCCUUUCUUUUAUUAUAACAAAGAAAGUUAAGAUUUUUGGUUAUAGAUAUAUAAUACUUAUACUAUAUAUAUACAAUAUAAAAAAUGAUUUUUAUCUUUGUUACUUGUUUUUCCUUCAUAUUUUUCUUUAGAUACUCACUUCCCAUUAAACCACUUCCACCAUGGGCUUGUGAAAUGAGGUUACUUUCUUUCUAUUUUUGGAAAGAUUUAUCCUUUUUUUUAUACCCAUCUGCAAAACCUUUCAAGAAACACAAAACUGCCAAAAAUAACACCACUACUACUUAUUCAAGAAACAAGAUAACAAGAACUAGAACAGGGGAAUCAGAUUAUGAAAAAAUGGGUGAGAUUUCUUUGUUAGAUUUGCCUGAUUUGGCAUUGGAAUGCAUUCUUGAAAAGCUUCAACCAAAUGGGCUAUGUAAAAUGUCUUGUGUUUGUACUUAUUUGAAAGAAAUGUGUUCAAGUGAUCAUCUUUGGGAACAACAUAUGAAGAAAAGAUGGGGUAGAAUUUUUGGUAAGGCAGCUAGUAAAGAAUGGCAGUCUUAUGUUAAGUUGAAAAAUGAAUCCAGUUACUUUCUUGCUAGUGAAAAUGGAAAGGGUCUUUUUAUAGAUUGUUUGUCUAAGCUGUGGCCUGUUAAGUUAAUAAGAUCUAGUAGUUGUGAUGAUAGACAAAAGAUUGAUAUUUCGUCUAGUUCUUCGUCUAUUGAUUCGAUUAUUUCGUGCUAUCGAGCCCUUGAAACAGGGAAGUUUUGGUUUCCUGCUCAGGUUUUUAACCGUGAGAAUGGGCAUGUUGGGUUCAUGUUAUCUUGCUAUGAUGCUGAUCUUAGCUAUGAUUCUAAUACAGAUACUUUCCACGCUAGAUACCCGCCUCAUGGAAGGCGGGCAGCUGCAAUAGAGAGUGGGGUGAGUUGGGAUAGGCUAAGGGCGCCACCAGUUGAUACUUCACCCCAUGAUCUUCACAUUUCCGAUUGUUUGAAUGAUUUACGCCCAAAGGAUCAUAUUGAGAUUCAGUGGAGAAAGAACAAACAAUUCCCAUAUGGUUGGUGGUAUGGUGUUGUAGGUCACUUGGAAGCAUGUGAUGGUAAUGAAAAUUACUGCCAUUGCCAUAAAAGUGAUACUGUAGUGCUAGAAUUCAACCAGUAUACUCCUGGUUCACGAUGGAGACAUACAAUGAUCAACAGGAGAGAUCAUCGUGAAGAAGGAAAUGAAGCUGAUGGCUUUUAUGGGGGAAUCAGAAAACUAUGUAAAAAAGAUGAGAUCUCUAUGUGGCAACAAUUUUGGCCUGCUGAAAUCUUGGAAUGACAGAGGUCAACUAUGUUAUAGCUUACCAAAAGUAGAAUUUUAGAAUAUUAUCUACAAGAUUAUUCCUCAUUUUGUAGAAUUAUAUAUAUAUUUUUUCAUGGCUACUUGAAGAUUUAGAACAGCCAUAUUUUUACAUUAUGAUUAUGAUUUAAUCAUUCAAAUGUGACAGAUACUCCAUAUAGAUUCCCUUGUGUAUUAAUAUUGGCUUCCAAUUAUGAAUAAAGUAGUAUUUUGCCCA